This is a messenger RNA of Camponotus floridanus (Florida carpenter ant), 858 nucleotides long. RefSeq lists its product as uncharacterized. The coding region runs from base 69 to 848 and encodes 259 amino acids. Gene Ontology annotation, molecular function: olfactory receptor activity; odorant binding. Gene Ontology annotation, cellular component: plasma membrane. The transcript has 8 exons. The record is from RefSeq and is a predicted model, not a curated record. Gene Ontology annotation, biological process: sensory perception of smell; detection of chemical stimulus involved in sensory perception of smell. NCBI's taxonomy places the organism in Eukaryota, Metazoa, Arthropoda, Insecta, Hymenoptera, Formicidae.
UCAAAUUAUUCACUACGAAAUAUAACUUUGAUCUUCUUUUGGAAAUAUUAUCUUAUGAUGUUUUGAUUAUGGCAUGGACUGCCAAAUACAUUACUUUUUAUGUUAUUAUAAAAGAUAUACAAAAAAUCCGAAAAUGUGUUCGAGAUAACUGGAGUAUUUUAACAGACGAUCAAGAGGUUGAUAUAAUGCGUAAAUAUACUGACAACGGAAAACUAUUCACGAUAAUUAUAGCAACGACUACUGGUAUAGCUACUGAAUCAUUUGCAUUAAUAAAUGCAGUACACGCUUUCGGGAUGUUUAAAAUUGCUAGUUACCGUAUAAAACAUAUGCUAAGCGAAAAUGUUUUGCAAGCAAAAUGUAUAGCUCAAAAAUAUAUUAUAUUCCAUCACAGAAUAACUGCUGCAGUGGAUGUUCAUAGAAGAGCGCUUGACUUGUCAGAAUUAUUAAAAAUAACUUUUGGACGUUCCUACCUACUCGUAAUUACGAUUAUUAUAUGUUCGGGAAGCAUUAAUCUCUUACAUUUAUUUCGAGUAAUCACGAUGAAACAAGAAAUACUGGAAAUUAUAAAAGCUGUUUCAUUAAUAUUCUGCCAUUUUUUGUUUCUAAUUCUAGGCAAUUUUGCUGGACAGGAAUUUAUAAAUUAUGACAGUUAUGUCCAUCAAACGAUAUGCAAUACAGAAUGGUACAAUGCUCCAUUAAAAGCGCAAAAAUUAAUACUUUUUAUGUUACAAAAAACCACAAAAACUUACAGAGUCGAUGCCGGUGGUAUGUUUAGCCCUUGCUUGGAAGGUUUGGUCGCGACCAUGAGUUUAUUGUUUUCUUUUUUCACUGUUUUGGGCUCGAUCUAAUGAUAACGAA